Anolis sagrei ordinatus is the source of this 5987-nucleotide messenger RNA. RefSeq names its product atos homolog A (gene ATOSA). The record is from RefSeq and is a predicted model, not a curated record. NCBI's taxonomy places the organism in Eukaryota, Metazoa, Chordata, Lepidosauria, Squamata, Anolidae.
UGUUUUGACAGGGCAAAAAAGACUCUCUGAGGGAGAGAGAGAGGGGAGCGCGCGCGGAAUUGGGUCUCGAGAGGGGGGCAUCGGGAUGAAGGCCGAGGCGAGGAGCGAGGCGGCGGGGAAGGCGUCCUUUCGGCAGGGCCGGGGCUUCUCCUUUCGGGACUAGGGCCUGUGCUCCCUCCCUUCCUUCUUUCUCCCUCCUCUUCCCGCCGCAGCGCCAUUAAGAGCAGCUGGGAUGCGUGCGGCCCGCUUGGCUGGAGACAGAAAAGUGUCAGGAGGAGGAGGAGGAGGAAGGAGGAGGAGGAGGAGGCAGUUAGUCAGCAGCUGAGCAGAGGAAGGAAGGAGUCAUGGCCAUCCCUCCGUCCCAGCAGCCUCCCCCUGAGGGAGAAGAGGAAGACGCGUGUCCGGGAGAACGUGUGGACGCGUGACGGGAGAAGCGUGUUGAGUGAGGGCGGGGAGAGCGCAACAACCUAACAGGAGCCCCUUCCUCUUGUGUCUGCGAGGCUUCUCUGUUACUUUUUGGUGUGUGUGUGUGGGGGGGGGGGAGGUGAACAUCAGCACGCGUGUCAACACCGGUGCGGUUCAGACGUGACUUUUGUCGGGCUGGGUAUGGGGCAGGUGAGGGUCUGACAAGGAGGACGCGUGUAACAGCCUAACAGAAACCCCUUCCUCUUGUGUGCUGCUCUAUUACUCCUUUUUAGUGGCGGGGUAAACAUCCAACACGCGUGUCAAUACCGGUGCGGUUCAGACGCGACGCGUGUCGGGCUGGGUAUGGGGCAGGCGAGUGUCUAAAGAGGAGGAACGUGCGAAUGCGUGGCGGGAGAAGCGUGUUGAGGACAGGGCGAGAACAACAAACCAGCAAACUCUCUUGCAUCUGCUCUAUUACUCCUUUUGUUUGGUGGCGGGAUAAACAUCAACACGCGUGUCAACACGGGUGCGGUUCAGACGUGACGCGUGCAGGGCUGGUGAUAGUCUAGGGAGGAGGAAAAGGGAUCAGAAUCAAUAGAAAGAGGGUUAGAAACGAGGCAGUGACACACAGAGAGAGAGAGAGACUCCCUCUUUUCCUCUUCCCAGGGUUGUGUCAGGUGAAGUUGCGUGAAGCCGCCUUCAGACGUGCUUCUCUCUUUGCGCCAAGAAAGGGGAGGGCUGUUGCUGCAGAAGAAAGAGAAAGGAGGACACAACUGACUGUUGUUGUCCAGGCCUGGGUUUGUUUUUAAUCUUGAGGGACAAAGUCAAGGAAGCUUAGCUUGCCUCUCAGUGUCUUAGUGUGUGUGUUUGGAAGAGUCCUUUUCUGUCUUAUCUCUUGUGUUGUGAGGAUGGGAGAGCCGAGAGGGCUGCCAGACUGUUUUUAUUUAGGCUAGACUCAAUUGGGGGAAAGAGGGAGGAGGAGGAGGCACUCCACUCUCCAACCAACCAACCCACCCCUCCUUGGCUGGAAACAGGUAAAACCCCAUGGAGUCCAGCUUGGGCUGACAUUCCUUGCCCUGGGGCCCUUGUGAUUCAGAGCCUUUGCUCUUUGGUGGGUGUCUUUGGAGUGUGUGUUUGUGCCAGAGUUCCAGCUUUUGUUGUCUAAGCGCAGGUUAUAAAUAGACCUGUGUCAAGGAAGGACACAUUGGCAAGUUCCAGAGGGAGAAAGGCUGGCAGCCUUUAGCCUUUUUUCCCCCCCAGCAGACUGCUUUUUUGGCCACCACCAUGAAUGCCAGGAGGAGGCCUAGCUGCGACAGCCUUGUAAGCUGUUAAGGAAAAGGGUUGGAUUUUUAAUAUUAUUAUUCCAUUAACAACAACAAAGGGAGAGAGAGAGGAAUAGCUGGAGGUGGCAUCAACACCACUACAAAGAGAGAAAGGAACACAAACCUUGUGAAGGCAUCCUUUAUCGAGACUGGACACACAAAAAGGACUGGACUCAAGAUGAAGCCCGACCGAGAUACUUUAGAUGAAUAUUUUGAAUAUGAAGCUGAGGAAUUCCUUGUCAACUUGGCCUUGCUGAUUACUGAAGGGAGAACACCGGAAUAUUCUGUCAAGGGAAGAACCGAAGGCCUCCACUGUCCUCCAGCGCAGUCAAGUCAACCUACCAGAACUAAGCAUGAAUGCAGUGACAAACUGGGCCAGUGUCGUCAAGCUAGACGCACUCGGUCCGAGGUUACGUUGCUGUGGAAGAAUAAUAUUCCUAUCAUGAUCGAAGUGAUGCUGCUUCCAGACUGUUGCUAUAGCGACGAAGGGCCCGCCACAGAAGGGAGCGACUUAAAUGAUCCCGCCAUCAAGCAAGACGCACUGUUACUCGAAAGAUGGAUUUUGGAGCCGGUUCCACGGCAAAGCGGUGAUCGAUUCAUCGAAGAGAAGACCCUCUUAUUGGCUGUCCGUUCUUUUGUGUUCUUUUCUCAGUUAAGUGCUUGGCUGAGUGUCUCCCAUGGAGCAGUCCCUCGUAAUAUCCUCUACCGAGUAAGUGCUGCACAUGUCGAUCUCCAGUGGACCUUUUCCCAGACACCGACGGAACAUUUUUUCCCCAUUCCCAACGUUUCUCACAACGUGGCCUUGAAAGUCAGCGUCCAGUCUUUGCCGAGACAAUCGAACUAUCCCGUCUUGACUUGCAGCAUCCACACCAACCUUGGUUUCUAUGAGAAGAGACUAGAGGAGCAUAAUGAACGCCCGCACUGCGACCCUGCCACGGUAGAGCAAGGCCCUGUCCCCAAUGCACAGCGAGCUUGUGGCAAACUGAUGCGGACUGAAAGCGGGCUUGGAGGGAGAAAAGGCCCGGAGUUUAGCACAGCUGUCAAAAACCUGAAAUUUUACCCGUCGACUGGACUUUUAUCUGACUUUGGAGCAUCGGAGUCCAAAGUCCAGUGCUUUACGGCUGCUGUUGACACUAGGAAGCUUCCCCAAGAAGCUUCGAAACCGCUCUGCUCGGCUGAUCCCUAUGUCCAUAAUGGCUACUCUACCCGCCAGUCUUUGGGCGAAUCUAUUCCUUUAAUUGGCUCUCUUCUCCAAGAACGGCACGAAGUUAUAGCAAGGAUUGCCCAACAUCUGAUUCACUGUGACCCUUCCACAUCCCCAGCCAUGGGGCGGCCCUUUGGCACAAAUGAAACCGGCCUGGGAAAGCCAAAGGUUUUGCGCAGCGCACACGAAGAAGAGAACCUGGCGAAAAAGGGAAGGGAAACAUCCUCUGUUUCAACUACAAUGACCACGGACCUGACAUCAUCUGAAACCAUUAGGAAAGCUCAAACCAUACCAGAAACCCCCUUGUCCCAUUCCUACAUCCCAAUGAACCACGGAUCCCGCCAAACCGUAGAGGAAGCGAACCCUCUCAUCAGCUCUUUGCUUCAAGAACGGCAAGAGGUGAUUGCAAGGAUUGCCCAGCAUUUGAUUCACUGUGAUCCCUCCAUGUCACCCGCUGUCCACCCUGUGUUUCAUGUUCAAGGCAUGAGUCCCGUUAAUCCAAAGGCUUUCCACCGUCCAUGCGAAGAGGAGAAACCAUCGAAGAAAGGCAAAGAAGCCUCUUUAGAGGAAUCGAGAGGUCCUUUAAUGGAAGACAACCCAAAGGCAAAAGGUCGAAUGCCAGCAACACUUCGAUCGGAUGAUGAACAGAAUGUAUCUCCAAACUCUCAAAUUAGAAGAAAACUGCUGCAAGCAGAGCCCAGUGAAGUCGUCCAGAAUGCAUUUCAGCAGCCUCCAACGAAUCGAAAUCAAAGCCCAUUAACUUCCCUCAACCCAUCAUCUAGCAAAGAAGAAUAUAAAUCAGAAUUGGCGGAUAAGUUGGAGUCGGUCCUUUCAGGUUAUCUCUAUAAAUCUCAAGUAGCAAAGAAAGCUGUCGCCAAGCAGUAUUCACAUUUCAACGGUAGCGAUGAACAGAUUAGUACAGAUAAAUGCAAGAACAGAACAAACGCUAGUCCAAAUAGCAACCUGAACUCUUUAAACAAUCCACAAUUAGAUCACUCCAGUACGCCUGAAAACGUGAAAGUGACUGUAAUGCAGGCGUCUGGUAGUAGUUUGCACAGAAGUGAGCAUAAGUGCUUCAAUAAAGGCUCCAAGCCACAACACACUAUGGAACAAAACUCCCAACUGGCUAGUAUUGAAAACUAUUUACAUAAAGACCUGGAAAGUUUCAAAUGCAAAACUAAACAAGAGAGGGUGAAAAACGCCCAUGAUGAGAAUGAAGACCCAACAGAUUGUGAAGGACAAAAAUGUUCUCCGAAGAAGCCUCCUGAAGACUGUUUGGUGGCUUUGUUUGAACAAAAGAAGAAUGCAGAGGUGUCGAGGACAGUAUCACUCAAACACAUGUGGCACAAGAACACUUUUCACCAUUUAGAUGGUACUUCUACGAAAGCCUUCCAUCCUCGAACUGGAUUGCCUCUACUUUCAAGUCCUGUUCCAGAAAGAAAAACACGAUCUGGAUGCUUUGAUCUCGAUACAUCACUAUUGCAUUUGAAAUGCUUCUCUAAAAGUCCACAACAUUGUCUGAGCAAAGAGCGUGAUCCAGAUGUCCACGAGAAGCCAUUUCUGAGUUCAAGCGCACCACCAGUAACAAGUCUUAGUCUUCUAGGAAACUUUGAGGAAUCUGUCCUGAAUUAUCGCUUAGAUCCCCUGGGCAUCGUAGACGGCUUCACGGCCGAAGUGGGAGCAAGUGGGAUGUUUUGUCCAACGCACAUGACGCUACCAGUCGAGGUUUCCUUCUACAGUGUUUCAGAUGACAACGCACCCUCUCCCUACAUGGGUGUCAUUGCUUUGGAGUCCCUUGGGAAAAGGGGUUAUCGCGUGCCCCCUUCAGGAACCAUACAAGUGACCUUAUUCAACCCUAACAAGACUGUGGUGAAGAUGUUUGUGGUGAUUUACGACCUGCGCGAGAUGCCUGCCAAUCACCAGACAUUCCUGCGGCAAAGAACCUUUUCUGUCCCUGUGAGACGAGAAACUAAGCGAAGCAUCAAUAAAGAGAACACGCGACACACGGAAGAAAGGCUACUACGCUACCUCAUUCACCUGAGGUUCCAGAGUUCAAAGUCUGGAAAGAUCUACCUCUACAGAGACGUAAGGCUCCUGUUUUCUCGGAAAUCCAUGGAAGUCGACAGCGGCGCUGCAUACGAACUCAAAUCUUACACGGAAUCGCCAACAAACCCCCAGUUUUCACCCCGAUGCUAGCAAGAGGCAACCAUGAAAACUCUUUGUUCAACUAUCUAAGGCAAACAAUUGGGAUAAUAAAGCAUACUGGGUACAAGCUAACUAGCAAAGAAAGUGGGGUGAUGGUCACAUGGGGAGUCAAGGCUCUUCUGGACUCUUGGACCAGUUCUUCAACACGCUUCUGGAAUGAGCUUCGUGUAUUCCAAGUAGACUGGAACGUACUUAGUCCUAAUCUUUUUUUUAUACUGGUUUUAAACCACUUCAUUGGAUGUGUUGCAAUAGCAGAUUCCCAGAUUAGUUUAGUGUUUACACCUUAUUUUAUUUUUCUGGUUAUUUAAUAUUUAAUGUUUAUUUUACUUAAGUGAUAUUUGUCUUGACUGUUCUAAUGUAGAACAAAUCCUAUGUAAAAUCAUACUACGUAUUUUUGACAUUAAUAUUGAAAUCUGAAAUAUAUACAGAAAGUCUUUACUUUGCUGUGUGACGUGUUUUUAAGAUACUUAACGCUGCUUUAAAAUUAGGAAGGGAUUCUGAUCGGCAUCCAUUGCAUCACCAUACUAUGCAAAGCAUGUUAAGAGGAGGGGGGUUGUGUAAUUAUUCCCCUUCAUAUUACUCAUUUCCUUCCCAUGGUAACACAGACACCCAUACUGCAGAGAUAUUUGACUUCUCAUUCAACUCAUUGAUCCAACUCAUAAUUUGCACCCCUUUAAAAAAAAACCCUCCUCAAAGCAUUUCACUUUGUCCUAAUGGUCCGUACCAUAACUUUACAAAAAACAUCACUGUCCCAUUCCUGACUUUCUCAGACUGUGUUUUCUUUUUUUAAAAAAGGAUGUACUGUGAAAACAAAGUAGUAUUUAUAUCUUAAAUAUAUGUGAAAACAGCAA